Asterias rubens (European starfish) is the source of this 2425-nucleotide messenger RNA. Its product is annotated as cystathionine beta-synthase-like. NCBI's taxonomy places the organism in Eukaryota, Metazoa, Echinodermata, Asteroidea, Forcipulatida, Asteriidae. The record is from RefSeq and is a predicted model, not a curated record. Gene Ontology annotation, cellular component: cytoplasm. The transcript is spliced from 13 exons. Gene Ontology annotation, molecular function: cystathionine beta-synthase activity; cysteine synthase activity. The coding region runs from base 205 to 1779 and encodes 524 amino acids.
AUUUAAUCUGGAGUUGUUUAUCUCCUUUGUUGGCUGUUCCGCAUUCUUAUGUUGUUUAUCAGUGACUCGGCAGUGAUUACAAACUGAUCAACACAUCUUGACAGGUUUUACAACAGAAAACAUCGUCUCCCGCAGAACAGGGUUAGCAGCUUUGAAAGCAGAAAAGAAGUUUGACUUUGAGCCAACGUCCUAACUUUAAGAAAAAUGUCUAUCAAGGAGACGACAUCUUGGAUUGCGCCUGAUCUUCCAUCUAAAUGCACUUGGCAUCUUGGUGUUGAUCCCAAGUCAAGCCCACAUCGUCAUGAAUCUAAUGAAGAAAUUCGAGAGAUCCGGAAGAAAAUCCUCCCGAAUAUUCUGAAGAUGAUUGGUCACACCCCUCUGGUGCGAAUUAACAACAUCGGAAAGAGUGCAGGACUGAAAUGUGAAUUAUUGGCUAAGUGUGAGUUUUUCAACGCCGGUGGGAGCGUUAAAGAUCGGAUAGCUCUUCGUAUGAUUGAAGAAGCAGAGAGGAAAGGAGUCCUGAAACCAGGGUCUACUUUGAUCGAACCUACUUCCGGGAAUACUGGUAUUGGCUUAGCCUUGGCUGCAGCCGUUAAAGGCUACCGUUGUAUCAUCGUCAUGCCAGAGAAAAUGAGUAGCGAGAAAGUAUACGUCCUACGAGCUCUUGGCGCUGAGAUUGUUCGUACGCCGACAUCGGCUCGCUUCGAUGCCCCUGAAUCUCAUAUCAGCGUCGCUCAGAGGCUGAACAGGGAAAUCCCCAACUCUAUUAUAUUGGAUCAGUACAGGAAUGAAGGGAACCCGUUGGCCCAUUAUGAUACUACUGGGCAGGAGAUUUGGGACCAGUGUGAUGGUAAGCUUGAUAUGGUAGUAAUGGGCUCUGGAACUGGUGGCACGAUGACUGGUAUUGGACGCAAACUGAAACAACUAAACCCCAAAAUACAGAUUGUAUCAUUUGAUCCACAUGGCUCAACCUUGGAACCGCCCUUCUUCGAUAAGCCGACGGACCCUACAGUCUCCUACGAGGUAGAGGGUAUUGGAUAUGACUUCAUUCCUACUGUGUUGGAUCAUAAAGUCCCCAACGACUGGGACAAAUGUGAUGAUAAAGAAUCGUUCUUAAUGGCUAGGAAGUUGAUCAGGGAGGAAGGACUUCUAUGUGGUGGAAGUUGUGGAGCAGCGAUGUCUGUAGCUAUAAGGGCAGCUCAAACAUUGACUGAUGGUCAACGAUGUGUCGUCAUCUUACCAGACUCCGUUAGAAACUACAUGACCAAGUUUCUCUCUGAUGACUGGAUGGUACAAAAAGGUUUCAUGGACGUUGAACAUGAAGGAGAGAACACAGAGAAACACUGGUGGUGGAAUUUGAAGGUUUCAGUACUGAAGAUUGAGUCUCCAAUCACAGUUACUCCCAAGGUAACGUGCCAGGAAGCUAUUAACAUCAUGAAGAGGGAAGGAUUCGACCAGCUCCCUGUCGUUAAUGAAUCUGGGGUUGUUGAAGGUGUAGUGACCUUGGGAAGUCUAAUGUCCCAUAUGCUUGCAGGACGUGUUAAACCAUCAACCCUAGUGGAAGGUGUACUCUACAAGCAGUUUCAGAAGGUGACCCUUGACAACACACUUGGCCAGCUUUCCAGGAUCUUGGAUCAUGACCAUUUUGUGCUCAUCACACACAGUCAAAAGUUAUACUCAGGUGAGGAGGGUUAUACAUCUAAAGAGGUGAUCGUCGGCAUCGCUACACGCAUUGAUCUAUUGAACCAUGUCACUAACCACCAGCAGCCUGCUAUGUAAAUCAAGGUGAUUAUAGAUUUGCACAUGGCGUCAUCGACUGCCAUAUUUGAUGAUAAACAUUGGAAAAGUGCAUGCGCUGCGCACGACUCUCAGCCAAUGAUCACGCGUGCACGUUUCAUCAAAGAUGGUGGCAAACGACGCCAUGUGCAAUUCACCUUUUGGCAUUGCUGUCUCUAGUGACACCAACAGCAAUCUACUUUCAUUCAUUCAUUCCUUUUAUUUUUACCACACACAAGGAAAAGUGAUAUAAUUUACAUUAAAUUAUAUUAUAAUGAUUUAGGAAGACAUAAGUACAAUAGGAUUUUGUGUGAGGAUGGAGCUCAGGUCCCCAAAAAGGCACUGAGGUCGAUUUCACAAAGAUAGUCCUAAAUUGUGACAAGUCCUAGAACUCUAGUAGGGGCUAUAAUUACAAACUUAAGGCCAGUCCUAAAGUUAGUACCAGUAACUCGUCCCUACUCGAGAAAAGAUUUGUCUUAUUAAAGGAAAGGUACACGUUAGGUAACUACUCAAAACAGAUAUUAACUUAAAAACUGACUUGGUAACGAUGCAUUGAAGAGCUGCUGAUAGCAUAACACGUUGUGAGAAACAGCUCCCUCUGAAGUAGCAUAGAUUUUGAAGUAGAGGUAAUUUCUCACUAAAAUAAUAA